AGAGAUAGAGCGUAUAAACCGAUUGUAGCAAUGUAAUAUGAUUUAAACAUCAGAGCCGUGUCUAACAACAUGAUUUUCUGACAGAGUUGAGCGACGAAACUAUUGAUAUACUGUUGGAUGCUCUUCUUGAUAGUAUGUGCAAUAUCAGGGUUACAGCACACGCAAAUUGUCGUCGAACACCUCAACACUAACGGAGGGCGCAUUACUGUCAACUUCAUUGAAGAUGCUAGAUACAAUGCUCAAUUGUAUGCUCUGCUGGGAGUCAAUCAACCUACAAGUUGCCCCCUAUCUUGGUUACGCGGAACACCCGAUAUUAUAGUUCUAGAUUAUCAACAGUUGCAUUUUUUUUUCAUUGUGAAGGUCAAGGACAAUGUACAUCUUGGAGGAUUCGUUGGCAGGCAUCCAUUGAAAGAAAAAACCAGGUGUAUGGUCAUUGUCUUUGAAGAAGCUUUCGAUAAUGUCUGCUUCUUCAAGCUGAUGCAUAGCACUAGAGCAGAAAACUACUCGUUCCGGUUCAUUUGUAUGUUCUAUUUUGUCUGUAACAAGUAGUUAGUAGAUAAGGCAAAAGGAAUCGUAAUUGUUGCAGGUAAUU
Aaosphaeria arxii CBS 175.79 is the source of this 592-nucleotide messenger RNA. RefSeq lists its product as uncharacterized. The record is from RefSeq and is a predicted model, not a curated record. NCBI's taxonomy places the organism in Eukaryota, Fungi, Ascomycota, Dothideomycetes, Pleosporales. The transcript has a single exon. The coding region runs from base 118 to 549 and encodes 143 amino acids.